Messenger RNA from Paramuricea clavata, 2215 nucleotides. The record is from the annotation of a GenBank genome assembly. NCBI's taxonomy places the organism in Eukaryota, Metazoa, Cnidaria, Anthozoa, Malacalcyonacea, Plexauridae.
AUGACUGAUUGCCUUUCUUAUUUCUCUAAAUCUCUGGCUAAAAUUAAUCCUAACAAGCUAUUUGUAAUUCCCAGCUGGAUCCCAAAGUUAUCUGAUCCUGAAGUUCAAUUUAACCUUGACCCCCCAAUCUAUCAACAAAUUACGAAUGUUAUACGCAAAAUGAAAUCGUCUGGUUCUCCUUGCCCUCUUGAUCAACUUUCUAUAAUAAGUUUCAAGCAUUGUCCUUAUCUGAGAACUUACCUUACUGAGCUAAUUCACGAUAUUUGGCUAUCUGGAACUGUCCCAACUGAGUGGAAAAGAGCAUGUACCAUACUAAUCCACAAGAAAGGCAACAAUAAUGACCCUUCAAAUUUCCGCCCCAUAACACUCGAAUCCAUACCUUUAAAAGUAUUUACAUCUUGUCUUCGAAAAGCAGUAUACUCCUUCCUUCCAUCUAAUAACUUCGUCGAACACAACGUACAAAAAGGCUUCACCCCUAACCUAUCUGGCACUCUAGAACAUACUGCACAAAUGGCUGACAUUAUUAAUAAAGCUCGGAUCAGACAACGCUCUGUUGUCAUCACCCUACUUGAUCUUAAGAAUGCCUUCGGCGAAAUCCAUCACAACCUCAUCCAAUCCGUACUUGACUACCACCAUAUCCCUGAUCAUAUAAAAUUUGUUAUAAAAAGUUUAUAUACUGAUUUCCAAACCUCGAUAAUUACCUCUGAAUUCCGCACUCCUUUUAUGACAGUUGGCCGUGGCGUAUUGCAAGGAGAUUGCCUCAGUCCUCUUCUUUUUAACAUGUGCUUCAAUACAUUCGUUCAGCAUAUCAAAGCUGAAAAAUACCGUCAAUUUGGGUUUUCCUUCAAAUUACUAAAUCCCAUCCACUGGUUCCAGUUUGCUGAUGACGCGGCUGUAAUUAUUGGCCAAGAAUCCGAAAACCAACAUCUAUUAAAUCGAUUUUCUAUCUGGUGCCAAUGGUCCGAUAUGAUUAUCCGAGUUGACAAAUGCAAGACGUUUGGCAUUAAAAAAGCCAUCACAAAAUCAGUUCAGUACUUGCCAAAACUCUUCAUCGGCAAUCAACUAAUACCAAAAAUCCCUAUUGGAGAAUCAUUUCAAUAUUUAGGACGUUACUUUGAUUUUCACAUGUCGAAUGAUAAUCAUAAAACUGAACUAACCACCCUACUUAAUGAACUAAUGACUGAUAUUGACUCAAAGCCACUACAUCCCAAAAAUAAACUGCUCCUCUACAGUCGCUACGUCUUGUCCAAGUUAGCCUGGCACUUCACCGUCGCAACACUCUCAAAAACAUGGGUUACUGAAAAUAUCGAAUCUAUUGCCAACAAAUAUAUCCGCAGAUAGCUUGAUGUACCAAUAUCAGGAACACUAAGUACUGUCUUUCUAACAAAUAACAAAUUUGGCUUGAGUAUUUAUCCUCCAUCUGUAAAAUUUAUCCAGUGUCAAACAAUUCUCCGAAAAGCUUUAAAAUCUUCUCCUAAUGAAUCAACUAACGACCUGUGGAAAGCAACCAGUAACCAUACUAAUAUCCAAUAUGACGCUUAUAGCUCUGCUAAGGAAGUUCUCAAAGAUUUUCGUUCUGGACACGAAAACAAACUCCUGAACCAAUUAACCAGUCAAGGAUCCUUUUUCUGCAGCGUCACGAAGUUCGCUUUACCCCAGCUUAACAAGGUGAGGUCCAUCGCCCAAUCAAAGCUCCCGAAAAACAUUUACAACUUUACCAUUCGUUACAUUAACAACUCUCUUCCGACGCGCAAAAACCUAAACAGAUGGGCAAUAUCUUCAAAUGCAGACUGUUCUUUUUGUCUAAGCCCUGAAACAUUACUACACAUAGUAGCUGGAUGUCAGUUUUAUCUCGACCGAUUUACGUGGAGACACAAUUCAGUCCUGAACGUUCUUGCUAAUACUUUACAAACUGUUGACGGUUCUACUCUCUACGCUGAUCUACAUGGAUUCAAAAGCCCUUCAAUACUUACUGGUGAUACGUAUUGCCCAGAUUUGUUAUUAUCGUGCUCAAAUGGUUCAUUAUAUGUGGUCGAACUCACCACUGGUUAUGAGACAAACCUCAAGAACAACGUAAAACGGAAGAAGGAUAAAUAUAGAGAAUUAUUGAGACAGCUAGGUAAAAAUUUUAACCAAGUUAAAUUUAUAAAUCUCUCUAUCAGCUCUUUAGGUAUUUUUGCAGAAGAAUGUUCUACAUUUUUAGACAUGUUAGAAA